AUGGGCAAGCAUUUCGGGGAGUUGGCUAAGAUCCGAGGCAUCGUCUACUACAAGUUGUCUCCACAUGAGCAGAAGCCGUUUGCUGGCGCGUUCACUUAUGGGGCUGCUAAUGUUCUCACGAGGACCUCUGCUUCCAUUCUCUAUUGGCUUCCACCGAUUGUCGUUGGAUACCUGAUCUACAAGGGAGUGGAAGAAGCUCACCAUCACUCCAAGAGGAAGGACCCCCGAGACUACAUGGAUGAAGUUGAUCCAGAAGCUUAA
Messenger RNA from Amyelois transitella, 261 nucleotides. Its product is annotated as cytochrome b-c1 complex subunit 8-like. Bases 1 to 261 code for a protein of 86 amino acids. Gene Ontology annotation, biological process: mitochondrial electron transport, ubiquinol to cytochrome c. The record is from RefSeq and is a predicted model, not a curated record. NCBI's taxonomy places the organism in Eukaryota, Metazoa, Arthropoda, Insecta, Lepidoptera, Pyralidae. The transcript has 2 exons.